Messenger RNA from Symbiodinium sp. CCMP2456, 2418 nucleotides. The record is from the annotation of a GenBank genome assembly. Lineage: Eukaryota; Dinophyceae; Suessiales; Symbiodiniaceae.
AUGAACACAGCUGCCAUGCAAGGCCCAUACGAGGUCUUCAGCUUGAAGCAAGCUUUUGGGCUUUGUUGCGAAGCACGAGCCAUGCUCGAGGAGAACGACAGCAAAGCAGAGCUGCGCGUGAAGGAGGCCAGGGAGCUCGCGCAGAAGAGCUUUGAGGAGGCCCUGGCAGAUGAUGACGAGCUGGUGAGCAAAAGCAGCUUGAGAGCAAGACGCGCAUGGAGGCCUCUCAGAGAUACCGAGAAGGAGGAAGUUCAGAAAAAGCGAAUGGCGGUGCAGGAGGAGGCCCAACAGAUCCUCAAUGUCUGCACCCUUCUGGAUGAAGAGGUGCAGCUGAAGCAGAAGUCCGAGCCGCAGACGCUGCCGCCGCCACCCCCACCCCGUGCAGGAAUUGAGCUUCGUGCAGAGUUGCUGUCGACCACGAAGUCCGCCAAGCCCAUGCAUCGCAAGCUGAAUCGGGGCCGCGAGCGAACCACGAUACCUGUACAGCGAGAGCACUUCACUGGCAAGGUGGAUUUCGUGGAUCUCUCGAAAGUGCCGACCGACCUCGCUAAGGAGCAUGGCCUGGAUUUCUUCUCUCGCACCUGGCUUGAAUCCAAGAUGGCGCAGCACCAUCCUAUUGCCUUCAAUAUGUUGUGGACGGUGGACCGCAACGACGAGGAUGACAAUCGGGUGUCUUUGUUACAGUUUGCUGACGAGAAGAGAGUGGUGAUUCUGCGCACUCAUCGCACGGGCACCUGGCUGCCGGAGCAUGUGAGACAACUUCUGAUGCAUCCCUUGGUCUGCAAGAUCUGUGAUGGCUACUCGAUGAAGCACAAGAGGAAGCUGCAAAGCACCUUUGGGCUUGAGAUGAAGAACAACGUGAGCAUCUUUGCCAUGGCUGACGAGCGCCUAGGGCUGAAGUGUCACAACGUGGAAAGUAUCGCGAAAGAGCUGGGGCUGGAAUCCAGAGGCGUGCAGCUGCAGGAAGACCUGCUAAAAUGCGAUUGGAAUCAAAGGAGCCUGACGGCAGAGCAGAGAAAGGGAGCCGUCGACUUCCCAUUCCUGCUCUACACCCUUUGGCAAAGGCUCAGUGAAAUUAGUGUGCCCGCAGCAGCGGUGAGCAAUACGGGCAUCUUCGCCAUCGAACCCGGCUGGGAGAGUCAAGGCAUUGUUCUCCGGCACGAUGGGCUCUUCUGCCAGCUUUGCAAUGCGGGGCCCAUUCUAUCUACUGAGCAGAUGCAUGGUCACGUCAUCGGAAAAAAGCACCAGAGGAAGGCAAGGCCGCCGGAAACUCUGGAGGAGAUGCUCUUGCUACCCCAGCACUUACAGAAUCAAGGCAUCGUGACGCACGACUUCUGCUCAUCCUCAGCCGGACGUGUGGGACAGCGAGAGUAUUUCUGCAAACCUUGCGGCUGUGGCCCCUUUCAUGAUAUUGCAAGUGUGGAGACGCACAUCGCAGGUCGUCGGCAUGCAGAAGCGGCCAAAAAGUGGGGAUGCCCUCCCUUUUUGGAUGCAACUGAGCCAAAGGCGCAGCAAGAGAAGCCACAAGGGAAGAGCUCGGCUGCGGAGCUGCUGAGACGGGAGAUGGCCCUGGUCGGCCUCUGCUCGCUGACUCCUCCGGAUCUCUGUCCGGCCUCGAAGUCCUCGGAAGCUGUGGAAAUCCUCCGGGCGAUGGCCAGGGUUUGGGGAACCACGGAGUGCCCUGCCCUGGAGACUACGACGCCUCUCUCGCGCUCGGCCGCGAGUGGCGUGCAUCCGAGUGCCAGCGAGAUCUUGCGCAGAGCUGUUUUGGAACAGCUGCCGCAUUAUCGCAAGCAAGGUUUGAGUCCCAGAGAAGAGGUGGAUCUGUGCGAGGUCGAGCUUGCGAAGUCGCUCCAGCUCCCCGGUGCUGGCGAAAGGGCAUUGGACCUUGACAAAUCGCGCGACUAUGCCGUGGGAGCUCUGAAGGAUAACUUCCUUGGCAUCAUGCUGAGGACUGAUCUCGCCUCUGCCCGUGGUGCCGAGGGGAUACUGGAAAGGCGAAGCCACAGCUGUGGUGGAGCUGAAGCGAUUGGUGUGCAGAUCCUGACGGGUGAUGCCAGCAGAGAUGUAGCAUUGGCGCGGCUACUGGCACAAGCCGCAGAGGAACCUGAGACAGGCGAGAUGCCGGUGAGUCAGAAGAGGGAGAUGUGCGCCCAGUUUCUCGAGGUGGGGAGGUGCAUACUUGACCAGACCUGCCCGUUUGCGCACUGCCCCAGCGAACUCUUCGGUCAUGCAUCUUCACGGAGUCCGAAGAAGAGGCAGGUGGCCUAUGUGCAACUUCUGCCAGAGGAGCACAUGGCACAGCAGCAAGCAGCAUCUGCUCUUGCCUUUGACCGCUCCACGGCCGCAGCGGACGAUGCCACCUUGAGGAGAUUGCUUCUGGCCAAUGACAGUCCCUCCACGGCCAGACGAUGGUGA